This is a messenger RNA of Exaiptasia diaphana, 1306 nucleotides long. Its product is annotated as chymotrypsin B. Gene Ontology annotation, molecular function: serine-type endopeptidase activity. The coding region runs from base 20 to 1219 and encodes 399 amino acids. The transcript has 9 exons. Gene Ontology annotation, biological process: proteolysis. NCBI's taxonomy places the organism in Eukaryota, Metazoa, Cnidaria, Anthozoa, Actiniaria, Aiptasiidae. The record is from RefSeq and is a predicted model, not a curated record.
CACCAUUGCGGAUUACAACAUGAAGAUAAUCUUCUCAGUUCUUUUAGUUGUUUUAGGGACGAGUUCUAUUGAAGCUGGGUGUGGAACUCGUCCAGGKGGAGCCCGCGUUAUCAAUGGYCAAAACGCUUCUCCCCAUGCUUGGCCCUGGCAGAUUUCACUUCGUAGAAAUGGAGGGCAUUCAUGCGGUGGUUCAUUGAUCAGUCCAAACUGGGUGGUGACCGCUGCACAUUGUAUUCAUAGGAAUCAAAACCCAAGGAUCUACAGUGUUGUGGCAGGCGCUCACAGGAAGUUCGGAGGUACCACAAGUGUACAACAAACACUUCGCGUGUCUCAGAUUAUCGAACAYCCAAACUAUGAUGACAGACGCAUCAAUAACGACAUCGCRUUGUUACGACUUGCUUCUCCUGUUAAAAUGAGCGACAAGGUUGGUGCUGUUUGUUUGACUGAAACACGACCUCAACCAGGCAAGAGAUGCUACAUCACAGGUUGGGGUGCAAUAGUAGGCUCCACAGGRCAAUCUCCCGACAUCCUUCAGCAGGCAAUGCUUCCUAUAGUAUCCCAGGAUGCUUGUAAAAAGAAGUACUAUGGAGUCAAUUCUGUUUCUCACAUCUGUGCUGGGGAGGGUCGAGCUGGUGCUUCUGGUGGGUGUAAYGGUGACAGYGGUGGACCGUUGGUGUGCGAGGAAGGAGGAAGAUGGUAUCUUCACGGUGCUGURAGCUUUGGAAAAUUAAACUGUCCAACAACCUACUACACUGUAUUUGCACGUGUUUCCAGUUUUGUGAAAUGGAUCAAGGAAAAUACUGGAGUUGGACCAGAUGAUGGAGGUGGACCACCACCACCACCACCCCCUCCCCCACCACCAUCACAAGGACCACCAUCUCCACCACCACCUCCUACAAACGAGCCUCCUCCACCUCCUCCUCCAACACAUGAGCCUCCUCCACCACCACCACCACCACCACCACCCCCUACGGAACGUCCACCAACAGGCUGUCGGGAUAUUUCAACAAAUUGUCGCUGGAAUAAACACAAAUGCAGCUCCAGCUCGUUUGUAAGGAAGCGMUGUCAAAAGACCUGCGGACUCUGUGGCGGCGGCGGAGGCGGAGGAGGAGGAGGAAGUUGUCGUGAUAUUUCCCAUCGUUGUCGGGAAUUUAAACGGCAAUGUAGAUCCAAUAGUUACGUUAAGCAACGAUGCAAGCGUACGUGCGGAUUAUGUUAAAAUGACUGAACAAGAAAAUACAACGUCUCUCCACGUGGUCACUGAGCUUGUCCUUCAAAAUCAAUAAAAAUACAAACUUAAAUCUGA